CCCAGGAGCUCGUGACGUCAUCACGCGCAGCCUCAGACCCCGCCCUUCGUGACCAUCCUAGGAGGCGCCGCCUCCUUUCACUUUCCUUCUCGGUUUCCGGGCGCUUUCGGCCUAGCCCAGCCCCCUCUAGCGGCGCUGCCGAGAUCCGGGCAAAGUUUGAGCUCCGCGGCUUUCGGGGAUGUCCCGUCCGAGCAGUGUGUCCCCCCGGCCUCCUGGCAGCGGCGCCCCAAGCGGGGGGCCGUCGACCGCCUCCGCCGGUUCGUCGUCGUCCUGUUCCGGCAGCGGCCGGGCCAAGGGGCUGAAGGACAUUCGCGUCGAUGAAGAAGUGAAAAUCGCUGUGAACAUCGCUCUGGAGCGGUUCCGAUAUGGGGACCAACGAGAAAUGGAAUUUCCUUCAUCCUUGACCAGUACUGAAAGAGCCUUCAUUCACCGAUUGAGUCAGUCUCUUGGUCUGAUUUCUAAAAGUAAGGGGAAAGGUGCAAGCAGAUACCUUACUGUGAAGAAAAAAGAUGGAUCAGAGUUGGCACACACAGUAAUGACAUGUAAUUUGAUUCCAAACACAAAAUGUGCUAUUAGAAGCCUAGUACAGCGAUUUCCUGUCACCAACAAAGAGCGCACAGAACUUCUACCAAAGACAGAGAGAGGAAAUGUAUUUGCUGUGGAAGCUGAGAAUAGAGAAAUGAGCAAAACAAGUGGACGACUUAACAAUGGCAUCCCUCAGAUCCCAGUGAAGCGGGGAGAAUCUGAAUUUGAUUCAUUUCGGCAGUCUCUACCAGUUUAUGAAAAACAGGAUGAAAUCGUUAGAAUUAUUAAAGAAAAUAAAGUUAUUUUGAUUGUGGGGGAAACUGGAUCAGGCAAAACUACUCAGAUUCCUCAGUUUCUACUUGAUGACUGUUACAAAAAUGGAAUUCCAUGUCGCAUAUUUUGCACUCAGCCAAGACGUUUGGCAGCAAUUGCUGUGGCUGAAAGGGUUGCUGCUGAAAGAAGAGAGAAGAUUGGACAGACAAUUGGCUAUCAAAUCCGAUUGGAAAGCAGAGUUUCCCCAAAGACACUUUUAACGUUUUGCACCAACGGUGUAUUACUUCGUACACUAAUGGCAGGAGACAGUGCAUUAUCAACUGUAACUCAUGUCAUUGUGGAUGAAGUCCAUGAGAGAGAUCGGUUCAGUGACUUCUUGUUAACAAAGUUAAGAGAUACGUUACAGAAACACUCAUCUUUGAAACUCAUCCUUUCUAGUGCUGCCCUUGAUGUGAACCUCUUUGUCAGAUAUUUUGGAGGCUGUCCAGUGAUAUAUAUACCAGGAAGACCAUUUGAAGUAAAGGAGAUGUUUCUGGAAGACCUGUUAAGGAGUACAGGCUAUACAAAUAAAGAGAUGAUCAAAUACAAGAAGGAAAAACAGCGAGAGGAGAAACAACAGACCACUCUGACUGAAUGGUAUUCUGCACAAGAUAACAGCAAGCCAGAAUUCCAACGACAGAGAGCAAUUCCAAAUGUAGUUGAAGAAUAUGAUCUUUUGGAUGAUGGUGGUGACACAGUUUUCAGUCAGUUGGCUGAAAAAGAUGUCAACUGCCUUGAACCUUGGCUAAUUAAAGAGAUGGAUGCUUGUCUAUCUGAUAUUUGGCUGCAUAAAGACACUGAUGCUUUUGCUCAGGUGUUUCACCUUAUUUUAACUGAAAAUGUCAGUGUUGAUUACAGGCACAGUGAGACAAGUGCAACAACUUUAAUGGUAGCUUCUGGAAGAGGUUUCUUGAGUCAAGUAGAACAGUUGAUUGGUAUGGGAGCAAAUGUUCACAUCAAAUCAUCCAAUGGCUGGACAGCUUUGGACUGGGCUAAACACUUUGGACAGACAGAAGUGGCUGAUCUGUUGGAGUCCUACUGUGCCUCAUUGGAGUCUGGUAAUCUAGAUGAAAGUUCCUUGGUCCAUGCUAAUGCUAGUGAACUUAGUGAAGAAGACAGAGAGCUCCUGAAGGCUUAUCAUCAUAGUUUUGAUGAUGAAAAGGUGGAUCUUGACCUGAUAAUGCAUCUGCUGUACAACAUUUGUCAUAGCUGUGAUGCAGGAGCAGUUUUAAUUUUCCUUCCUGGAUAUGAUGAGAUUGUUGGCUUGAGGGACCGCAUACUAUUUGAUGACAAGAGGUUUGCUGAUAAUGCUCACAGAUUCCAGGUUUUUAUGCUGCAUUCAAAUAUGCAAACAUCAGAUCAGAAGAAGGUUCUAAAGACCUCUCCUCCAGGCAUCCGCAAAAUAAUACUUUCUACAAAUAUUGCCGAAACUAGCAUCACAGUUAAUGAUGUUGUCUUUGUGAUUGACUCUGGAAAAAUGAAAGAGAAAUCCUUUGAUGCGCUGAAUUGUGUCACUAUGCUAAAGAUGGUAUGGAUUUCAAAAGCUAGUGCUGUUCAGAGAAAGGGCAGGGCAGGACGUUGUCGACCUGGAAUUUGUUUCCGACUUUUUAGUAGACUCAGAUUUCAAAAUAUGCUGGAAUUUCAGACUCCGGAACUACUAAGAAUGCCUCUACAGGAGCUUUGUUUGCAUACCAAAUUGCUAGCUCCCAUCAACUGUCCAAUUGCUGACUUCUUAAUGAAAGCUCCAGAACCUCCUCCUGCGUUAAUUGUGAGAAAUGCUGUCCAGAUGCUUAAGACUAUAGAUGCUAUGGAUACCUGGGAGGAUCUGACAGAACUUGGCUAUCAUCUGGCUGACUUACCAGUAGAACCCCACCUUGGUAAAAUGGUGUUGUGCGCCGUUGUUUUGAAAUGCCUGGAUCCUAUUCUGACCAUUGCGUGUACCCUUGCAUAUCGCGACCCUUUUGUGCUACCUACGCAGGCCUCCCAAAAGCGUGCAGCCAUGCUGUGCAGAAAACGAUUUACUGCAGGAACGUUUAGUGACCAUAUGGCCCUUCUCCGAGCUUUUCAGGCAUGGCAAAAGGCACGAAGUGAUGGCUGGGAACGGGCUUUUUGUGAGAAGAACUUUCUUUCUCAGGCAACGAUGGAGAUUAUCAUAGGAAUGAGAACACAGUUGCUUGGGCAGCUCAGAGCAUCAGGUUUUGUUAGAGCCAGAGGCGGUGGUGAUAUAAGAGAUGUUAACACAAACUCGGAGAACUGGGCUGUGGUAAAAGGUGCCUUAGUAGCUGGAAUGUAUCCAAAUCUAGUUCAUGUUGACAGAGAGAACAUCGUCUUGACUGGACCAAAAGAAAAGAAAGUCAGAUUUCAUCCUACCUCAGUUCUUAGCCAGCCCCAGUAUAAAAAGAUUCCUCCAGCAAAUGGUCAAGUGGCAGCUAUUCAGGCGCUUCCCACUGACUGGCUGAUAUAUGAUGAAAUGACAAGAGCCCACCGAAUUGCCAAUAUCAGGUGCUGCUCAGUUGUGACUCCUGUCACUGUGGCCCUCUUCUGUGGAUCAGCUAGAUUGCCAAGUAAUGCUUUGCAAGAGCCUUCAUCCUUCAGAGUGGAUGGUGUUCCUAAUGACAGCAGUGAUAGUGAGAUGGAAGACAGAACUACUGCUAACUUGGCUGCCUUGAAACUCGAUGAAUGGCUACAUUUCAAACUAGAUCCAGAGGCUGCUAGUCUACUACUGCAGCUGAGACAGAAAUGGCAUAGUUUAUUUUUACGGCGCAUGAGAGCUCCUUCAAAGCCUUGGUCUCAAGUUGAUGAAGCAACUAUACGAGCACUCAUCGCUGUUUUAAGCACAGAAGAACAGAUUGCAGGUCUGCAGCAGCCUUCAGGAAUUGGGCAAAGACCAAGACCCAUGUCAUCUGAAGAACUUCCUUUAGCAUCUUCCUGGAGAUCAAACACUAGCCGGAAAAGCUCAGCAGAAGCAGAAUUUGCAGAUGAUGCUUUUAAUGCUGAAAGAAAUCCCCCCAAAACAACUUUAAGCUAUGAUAUAAACAAAGAACAGAACAAUACAAUAUUGAGCAGAGUUCUAAUGAAGUCUGCAUCUCCAGCUUUUCACCAGCCACUGAAAUACAAAGAGAGAAGUGUUCUGCAUUCCAAACGAAGCACAGAUGACAGGUCAGACCAGUCAUCUGUAAAAUCUACAGACAGUAGCAGUUACCCCAGUCCCUGUGCCAGUCCUUCUCCUCCAUCGUCUGGGAAGGGCUCCAAGUCUCCUUCUCCCAGACCAAAUAUGCCAGUUCGGUACUUUAUUAUGAAAAGUAGCAACUUGAGGAACCUUGAGAUUUCACAACAGAAGGGGAUUUGGUCUACAACCCCGAGUAACGAGCGAAAACUGAAUCGAGCCUUUUGGGAGAGCAGCGUUGUUUACUUAGUGUUUUCUGUUCAGGGAUCAGGACACUUUCAGGGGUUUGCUCGAAUGUCUUCAGAGAUCGGACGUGAGAAGAGUCAGGAUUGGGGUUCUACUGGCCUAGGGGGAGUAUUCAAAGUGGAAUGGAUCCGGAAAGAAAGUCUUCCUUUUCAAUUUGCUCAUCACUUGCUCAACCCUUGGAAUGACAACAAGAAAGUACAAAUAAGUCGAGAUGGCCAGGAACUGGAACCUCAAGUUGGUGAACAGUUGCUACAGCUAUGGGACCGUAUUCCGUUAGGAGAAAGAAACACAGCUGAUUGAAAAUAUGAUGGCAAAUUUUGAGUUGCACCUCCUGUGAAAUAGUCUGCUCAAAUCACCAACACAUCUAUAGAAAGAAAUACCAGAGUGAAAUGGGCUGAAGGAAUUCAGUGGCACUUCCCUAGCACAGACUAGAUUUGAUGCUGUGUUCUACACUGAAGGAAACUGCGGGCUGCUCUUACUUUCAUUGAGAAAUUUGUUCUUUUUGCUUCACUUUGAAAUUUCAGAUGUUAGGAUAUCAAAGCAGACUGAAACCACUGGUGAACUUUGCACAGUGUUGUAAUUUAAUAUAUAUUUUAGAAGAAGAAACAGGUCUGGGAACAAUGAGUAAUACUUACCUCAAUAGAAUCCUGUUCAGACAAGCUCUAGAGAAAAUAUGCAGGUAUGCCUUCAAAGUUAAAAGGCAUGUGAACUGCUUCUGCUACUGCAGUAAAACACUGAGUAGACACAUUAUUGUGAAACCAUCCUCCCCUCAGAUUAAUUCCAUUUAAAAUUGUAACAUAAUGAAUGCAGUUUGUUAGAAAGCUGGCUUUGGGGUGUUUUAAUUACAACCAUAUUCUUUGUCCAUUAUGCACUUGCAGAAAUAGGCAUGGAUUUUUAAUUGACAGUAGCAGGUAGAUCAGGAACAGCCUCUUCAGUUUUGAAGGAAUGGGCCAUUUUAUUUUUGUUAGUCUUCCUCUCUAAACAAUCACCAGCAUAUUUUUUCUCCUUACCAAAAUUGCCUAUACAUUUCUUCUAGUGUAGUCUUUAUUUUUGUUUUUCACUUCCUCUGUAUUUCUUAGGAGGGAAUUUCUGAGGAUUUCUUUGAUUUUUUAAAAUAGGUUCCUCCUGAUAUGUUGUACUUCACUUAUACAACCCCACUGUCUUUGCUAUCUGUGAUUUGGCCAACAUAUCUCAAACUACAAAACACGAAGAAGAAAGGAGAAAUAUCACAUUGAACUGGGAGGAGACAGGAUACUGUGUUUUUCCACAGAACAUUUGAAUAGGAAUAGUUUAGGAGGCAACUGUUUAAUUAUUGGGUAGUCUUUUAAGUUAAUAUUUGUUUUAAAAAAAUGCCAAUUCUUUGCUACAAACCACUAAUGAAAAAGCAUAAACUACAAUAGAUCACCUCAGUACAAGUGGGGAGAAGUGAACACUCAGAUGAACACUAUGUUAGCAUUUUAAUGAAGAUUUAGGAUUUGAAUUUGUUGGCUUUUGCAUUUCAGUAUUAAAUGUUUUUUUAUAUUUUCAUGUAUAGACUGACUCAUUUGUGAUUUCUGAGCAUGGAUUCCUCUGUAUCUGUGAAGCAUUUUCUUGUUAACUUUCACUAACUGAUGUUAGCCAUUUACUAGUUUACAAGUUUUAAGUUGGAAUGAAAUUAAAUAAAUAAAUAAAUAAAUAAAUAAAUAAAUAAAUAAAUAAAUAAAUAAAACAAGGUGUCUUUAGAAUAAAGUUGUUUUGUUUUUAGUUGCAUGGUGUUUUGGAGUAAUUUGUACAGUAGAGGGUCACCUGUUACCUGAGUGCUACAUCAACCUAGGACUGGCUCUUUACCUCGGAUUGUUAAAUUGCAUUCAUCAUCAGUUUGUAUAUAGCAACAAUUGCUCUGUUCUAGUUGUUCUGCAAACAUCAUGGAUAAACAGUGCAGUAAACUAAUGCAGCUUAACACAGAAAUUAGCAAGAGUCCUGUCUUGCCUGUUUCCUCUAAAUGUCUUCAAGAUCAGAAUUCAGAUGCAGCUGUUCUAAGGUAUGAAGGAAUGUGAUCGAUUAUAUGCUUUUUGCUAUAGGUUGGUUGUUUCUGAAGCACAAAGUAAUAAUAAAUUAUUUGAAAAUGUAAUGUCAACAUAAUUGGGUGUAUGUAAAUUCUCCCCCUU
Rhineura floridana is the source of this 6396-nucleotide messenger RNA. It is a transcript of the gene YTHDC2, whose product is annotated as YTH N6-methyladenosine RNA binding protein C2. The record is from RefSeq and is a predicted model, not a curated record. The transcript has 31 exons. The coding region runs from base 179 to 4549 and encodes 1456 amino acids. Gene Ontology annotation, cellular component: intracellular anatomical structure. Gene Ontology annotation, molecular function: RNA binding; ATP binding. Lineage: Eukaryota; Metazoa; Chordata; Lepidosauria; Squamata; Rhineuridae.